UUGGGAAUGUGUUUUGUGUUAUUCUGUCUGAGCAGGUAUUUGUGAUGAUAGAUCUUGAGAAGAUCUUUCCGACGCAACAAGAAUCCCUUCAAUCGGAGCAAGAACGCGAAAGCUAUGAAGAUUCAAAGUUCAUGAGCUUGCGUUACAAUUGCGGCGGUUACAAAGUGAAGUUGUGGGUGGUGUUCUAAAGGUUGGAUGUGUCUUCCGCUAAGGGGAAACUCUGCCGAAAUUUCGUGGACGCCGACACUUGUGAAAAUAUCGAGGGAGUUGAGUGUGGACAGCAAAGGGGAGCUGAAAUUCGUCAUUUCUCAAGGAGAAGAUGAAUGAGAGAGGAGGAGAUGCUAAUGAAAGAGGAGCUGUUCCUGAGAAGCCAAGAGAAAAGGGGGAAGUUGGAGGCUUCUGGAAGAUGGGGUGUGCACUUGGGGAUUGCAAAGGAUCACAAGGGGUGGCUGCUAUGGGAAUUGACCACCCAGAAGCUGACUGUGUCAAGGGAUGUGAAGUUUCUUGAGUCCCUGUACUACAAGGAAUGGAAGCAGCAGCAACAGAAGCUUCCAUCUACACCGCUCAUUGUGGAGGCAGAUGAGGUGCAGCAGCCUUCAAGACAGGUGGAGGUUGCAGUGUCUGAGGAGGAGAUGUCUGGGGAGAAGGAUGAAAUCCUCAUGCUCUUGGUGUAUGUGGAUGAUAUCCUUCUCUUUUCUGCAUCAACUGCUUUGCUGGACAGCGCAGAGCAGAUGCUGGAGAUGCAGUUCAAGUGUUCCAAGAUGGUGAAAGCGGAUGGCACCAGCAUUGGGGGUUAUGUGUGCUUGCUAGGAGGUGGUGCUGUGAGCUGGCGCAGCAAGAAGCAGAAUGAGAUGGGAUUGUCCUCAUGUAUUUGUGAUGAUAGAUCUUGAGAAGAUCUUUCCGACGCAACAAGAAUCCCUUCAAUCGGAGCAAGAACGCGAAAGCUAUAAAGAUUCAAAGUUCAU
Closterium sp. NIES-67 is the source of this 965-nucleotide messenger RNA. The record is from the annotation of a GenBank genome assembly. NCBI's taxonomy places the organism in Eukaryota, Viridiplantae, Streptophyta, Zygnematophyceae, Desmidiales, Closteriaceae.